UCCGAGAAGAAGAAAUCAAAUCAAAUUAAUAGAAAAAGGUAGAAACAACAUCACUAUUCAUAUUUUGUUUAGAUUGAAAAAAAAAAAACUUAACUCAAAAAAAAUAUAUAUCAAACAACAAAAAAAACCAAAAAAAAUUAUUUUUGUUAAGAGACUUUUUUGUAGAGUAGUGAGAGUAAUAUGGCGCAGAUGCAGCGGGAAGAGGUAGCGUCCGUCACGAAGGAGACGACGGAGAAGAAACUAUUAGACGGGGGAGGCGGAUCUUCCGGCGCUCAGGCGACGUCGUUCAAAUUCAACGCUCAAGCACCUGAAUUUGUACCGCGAUCACAUACCACCGCACCAGCACCGCAGGUUUCUCCGAUCUCUGGUUACUUUUACCCUUGUUGCAUUGGAGGAUGCGGCGGCGCAGGAGGGACAGGCGUUGGUGCUCAGUCGUCGGAUUGGAUCUACGUGGGAGGAGGAGAUCCUACAGCUCAGCAUCAACAUGUUCAUGAUCCGGCUGCUGCGUUUUACAUUCCGAAUCCGGCUGUUCAGUUUCCGGUUAAUCAGAACUCGUCUUCUUCGUCCAAGAAUCUACUUUCCGAUGAUCUCCGGCUUAAGAUCGUUAAACAGGUUGAGUACCAGUUUACGGACAUGAGUCUCCUAGCAAACGAGUCCAUUUCAAAGCACAUAAGCAAAGACAUUGAAGGUUAUGUGCCCAUAUCCUAUAUCGCUUCGACCAAGAAGAUCAAGGCAUUAACGAGUAACCACCACCUAGUUUCACUUGCUCUACGCUCCUCUUCAAAGCUUGUUGUGAGUGAAGACGGCAAGAAAGUUAAGCGUACAAGUACAUUCACUGAUAGAGACAGAGAGGAACUGCAGGGUCGGACUGUCGUUGCAGAGAAUUUGCCAGAUGAUCAUUCUUACCAAAACCUUGAGAAGAUCUUUGGAGUUAUUGGAAACGUCAAAGCCAUUCGUAUCUGUCAUCCUCCAGAAUCCAACUCCUCCCGUCCAAAAGGCGAUUUCUUGAUGAGCAACAAAAUUCACGCCCUUAUCGAGUAUGACAACACUGUUAUCGCUGAUAAAGCUGUGGAGAAGCUGAACGAUGAAAGAGACUGGAGGAAAGGGCUUCGCGUGAGGCUGCUUCUCAGAUGCUCGCCCAAAUCGGUGCUCAAGAACCGAAGAAACUUCGAUGGGAUCCUCAUCGAUGAUGAACUCCCUUCUUAUGAAUCAGGAGAAGACUCUCCGCGUCACCAUUUAACCGAAUCACAGCUUGAUAACGACGGUGAUGACAACAAUGUUGGUGGACUGUGGGGUAAAGGGAGAGGAAAAGGACGAGGACGAUCCCCAAGAAGCUACGCAGUAGGAGGAGGAGGACGUAGCUUCGGGAUUGGGCUCGGAGUCAGCCUCGGGACACCGAGCCUAAGCUCACACGAAUCUUCGUCUCCUAAAACAGCAACAAAAGGACCAAGAAUGCCUGAUGGAACCAGAGGCUUCACCAUGGGACGUGGCAAACCUUCCUCCAUCUCACUCUCACCUAACAAUCUCUAAAUUAUUCACCACCACAACGACUACAGUUUAUUAUUCAUUUACUAUAAUAGAGGUAAAAGUUUUAGAGAGUUAAUUAACCAAAUAAUACAUAUAUGGGUUGGUUUUUCUAACAUGAGUUCACAGAAGCAAGGCAUAUGACUUUGGGAGAAGAUAGUGAAUGAACUAUAUGAUGAAGGCAUGGUGACAUUUUUUUGAGUGUUCGUUUUAUAUACCUUCUUUCAUUCUUUUCAAUUCUCUAACUUGAGCAAUUUCCUUUUUCUUUUGUAUGUUUAAUAUAUUUUAUUUUUGUGAGAUUACUAUUCUGAAUAAUGAAGGGUUUAUAGCACAAGAAUUGCAACCCUACUUGUGUAUCUCUCAACUCUUUGUUUUGAUUUAGAUGAAUGG
Messenger RNA from Camelina sativa (false flax), 1914 nucleotides. Its product is annotated as la-related protein 6C. Gene Ontology annotation, biological process: RNA processing. Gene Ontology annotation, cellular component: nucleus; ribonucleoprotein complex. The record is from RefSeq and is a predicted model, not a curated record. Gene Ontology annotation, molecular function: RNA binding. NCBI's taxonomy places the organism in Eukaryota, Viridiplantae, Streptophyta, Magnoliopsida, Brassicales, Brassicaceae.